AUGGCGAUCCUCAACUGCCUGCUCGCUAGGCAACUUUGCUUUGAGGACGCCUCGUGUUCUGCUAUCUUGGAGAUCAUCCCGCGUGUCUGUGGCUCUGAACUUGUGGCGUGCUCUACUGUUACCGUGACUAAAUGCCAGGCUGCUCUACGUACUCUGCAAGCAUUUCCGUUUUUCAAGCCAACGUGCCUCUGUCGAGAACCGAACGUGGACCCCGAGUGUAACUCCUUCCGCGAUUUUCUGUUUGAUCACCCUUGUGUGUUCGUUAUGAAGAAGGAAAAAGACCCGUAUCCAGUAGAGACCUUACCGACCUGCACCUAUGCGCUCAGCGUUUGCCACAACGAAAAGUCCUGCUCCGUCUUGUUUGAACGCUUCAAGAAUGCUUGCAAAGCCCGCGAUGGAGACUGCCGCAUGGAAGACAGGGAAUCCUGUCGUGAAGCCUGGGCUGGAUUGCGCAUGUCCCCAAUCUUCGGUUGCAUCUGCCCCAAUACACAUAUGAAGAAACGUUGCGAUCGAAUUUUCGCUGUCGUCAACCAUAACCCCUGUGUCGCUUUCUAUACAUAUAAACGUUUCAACCCUAAGGCCGCUAAGAGCCACCUAAUCCGUAGCGGUCGAGAUCUCUACUCCUCGCCCUUGCUAAGACCU
Molecule: messenger RNA, 642 nt
Organism: Brenthis ino (lesser marbled fritillary)
Lineage: Eukaryota; Metazoa; Arthropoda; Insecta; Lepidoptera; Nymphalidae
Source: the annotation of a GenBank genome assembly